UCAAUAAAUAUUCUUUAUAUAAAAUAAUAAAUGAAAACAUAAAUCAAAUAAAAAAAAACAUUUGUAUUUACAGUUUGCCAGUUUAAUUAAAAAUUUUUAGCGAUAUUGAGCGAUUUGAGUAUUGUUGUGUCAAAGGUCAACACUCAGACUCGCGAAGUGAGAAAUGGUUAAAACCUGUUGCGUAAACACGCCCAAACAGACAGCGACAUCGUCGACAGCGGCCAAAUCCUCGUACAGCCGAAAUGCAUUCAUGCAUUUUCUAAGCGAAUAUCGACGCGUGUGCAAUCGCCGAUCGCCGGCUUGGAUGACCGCCACAGAAGCUGGUGCGGUUUGGUCUCGCAUGCCACUCAACGAUAAGUACUGUUAUAUUGAGGCAGCACGUAACGCUGGCUAUGUGUAUACGGCGCGCGAUCGUCGUAUGAAUCGUGUGAUGCGACAUCUACGUAAGUCCCUGACCGAGAAUGAAGAACGCGUCAAUUUGUUGGAACUCUCAUUGGCCGUCAAGCAGAUGCAGUUGUGGAAACGAAAGACUUUAGAUGAGAUUUGUCGACGCUGAUUUGUGCCUUUGAGCGAUCGUGUGGGUGCACAAAUAUAUACGAAAUAGUAUAUGUAUGUGGGAAUGUGUAUACAUAUUAUCCGGUAAUGUGUCGUUUUGUUGUAUAAAAUAUAAAUUUAAUGUUGUAAAUGAAAAAGGAACCUCCUCAAAAUAUAUACUUAUCAAAUAA
Messenger RNA from Zeugodacus cucurbitae (melon fly), 725 nucleotides. RefSeq lists its product as uncharacterized. The record is from RefSeq and is a predicted model, not a curated record. NCBI's taxonomy places the organism in Eukaryota, Metazoa, Arthropoda, Insecta, Diptera, Tephritidae. The coding region runs from base 164 to 556 and encodes 130 amino acids. The transcript has a single exon.